Amphimedon queenslandica is the source of this 432-nucleotide messenger RNA. Its product is annotated as synapse differentiation-inducing gene protein 1-like. NCBI's taxonomy places the organism in Eukaryota, Metazoa, Porifera, Demospongiae, Haplosclerida, Niphatidae. The record is from RefSeq and is a predicted model, not a curated record. Gene Ontology annotation, cellular component: membrane. The transcript is spliced from 4 exons. Bases 62 to 424 code for a protein of 120 amino acids.
UCACUGGCUCUGCAAUGUACUGUUCCUGUAUAAACUUGUCUCUUACAGAAAAAAGAUAGAGAUGUCUUCGACUCAAGAGACUAAAGGAGAUCAGCAGGUAUUGCUACAUCAAAAUGAUUCAGGACUCUAUUACUCUCAGCAGAAAACAAUUAAUAAUGUUGGAUACAUGAUACCUCCUUCAUCUUAUUUCUGGCUUUCUAUAUUCAGUAUGACCUUUUGCUUUAUGCCAGUGGCAGUGAUGGCCCUCAUUAAAUCAGUUGAAGCACGAACACAUUUAAAACAUGGAUAUUUUGAAGAAGCUCGUUCAGCCUCCAGGAAAGCAAAGAUAUUCAAUCUGAUAUCAAUAGUGAUUGGUCUCACUAUUCAUGGUAUUAGUGUAAUUUUUAUUGUAAUCUAUUUCACAGUUAUUGGAAAGCAUAACUGAUAUGUGCA